This is a messenger RNA of Xenopus tropicalis (tropical clawed frog), 1616 nucleotides long. It is a transcript of the gene lmo1, whose product is annotated as LIM domain only 1. The transcript has 5 exons. Lineage: Eukaryota; Metazoa; Chordata; Amphibia; Anura; Pipidae. The coding region runs from base 768 to 1280 and encodes 170 amino acids. The record is from RefSeq and is a predicted model, not a curated record.
GCCGAAAGGCUUUUAAAUUGCCCAUGAAACCGUGACAGGAGAAUAAAAGGGUCUGUGGGAAAUCUGUGCGUUUAUUUGGGGGCAGGAGUACAAAGCGGAGGGACAGAGAAAGGCAGCGGCGGCAGCGACAGAGACAAUGUAGCUGCGUCUCCGGUUCGGCUGAAUAGAAAGGAGGUGUCGGGGGGCCGAAUAAAUACGAUUUCUCCCCUGGGUACCGGCGAUCAGUCGCUCCGGGGGUGGAUCGAACCGUUCCGGUCGGACAAUUUGGGAAGGAAAAACCCCGAAUCCUCUCCGCUACAUUGUUACAAAGUAAGGAAGCGCCGGGGGGUCGCUGCGUCUGUCGGAGGGGGGUGCGUCUCUGUCGUCCGUGUCGCCGGCUCCAUUGGAAGAAUAAUGAAGAGUUAGGGGGGCUUUGCCUGUUAGAAAGAGACCCCCUUGCCGUCUAUUUGUAUUAUUACCCAAUGGAAAGCCUUCUAACAGCAGCCCCCCCCAAACAAGGAGAUCCCCCCCCCGGCCCAUGAUGGUUCCGCUCAUCUGACUUUGAAUUACUGAAGUCGGGGAGACCCCAAGUGUCCCAAGCGGGGGGGGGGUUGGUGUUCUAGACCGGAGCAAGGAGCUCAUUGGGGAGAGUCGGCGACCCGGCUACAUUGUGUCAUUUGGGUUCCCAGGGACCGGUACAACCCGACCCCGGCAGCUUCUGGAGCAGGAGGGGUCUCUGGGGUCCCCCACCCCCCCCGACCCUGAGAUGAUGGUGUUAGAGAAGGAGGAUGGGCUCGUGUUGUCUGCGUAAUUUGCCUCUCGCGACCAAGAUGCAUCCUUGCUUCAUAAACAGAGGGGUCCCGAUGCUCUCAGUGCAGCCCAAGGGCAAACAGAAAGGCUGCGCCGGGUGCAACCGCAAGAUUAAGGACCGUUACCUGCUCAAAGCGCUGGAUAAAUACUGGCACGAGGACUGUCUGAAAUGCGCCUGCUGCGACUGCCGCCUCGGGGAGGUCGGAUCUACUCUCUAUACGAAAGCAAAUCUCAUCCUGUGCCGCAGGGAUUAUCUGAGGCUGUUUGGCACCACGGGAAAUUGUGCCGCUUGCAGUAAACUGAUCCCUGCGUUUGAGAUGGUGAUGAGAGCCCGAGAUAAUGUGUAUCACCUCGACUGUUUCGCCUGUCAGCUCUGUAACCAGCGAUUUUGCGUUGGGGACAAGUUUUUCCUGAAGAACAACAUGAUUCUGUGCCAGAUGGACUAUGAGGAGGGCCAGUUGAAUGGAAGUUUUGACUCCCAAGUCCAAUAGCACAGGGGCUCGGGCCCGGCGGAAGCGCAAAGGAAUGGAUGUUCUGUCGGCUUUGCCUGCAAUAUUUUUUUAACUUCUCGGCCCCCCCUCCCCAGAGGACUGUAUACAAUGUAGUACCCCCCCUCCCCGUACAACACAAGCAGUUGCUAUCGACGAUGUACAGUUGUGAGCGCUUAGCUGAGCACUGCAUUCGCCUGUCUGUCUGUGAGGGUCCGCGGGGGUGGGCUCCGGAAAGCUCCUGUACAGUCUGUUUUAUGUAUAUAAACCGGAACAUUUAUUUUAUGAAAAUGUAAUGCAAUUUUAUUACUGGUGUGAAAUUAAAGAUUAUGAAUGUUU